ACUAAAUAUCUAAAUAUCCCACCACAUAUAUACUAACUUCCAGUCUCCCCUUACCUUCACUCCCCUCUCUCUUGCUCCAAUGGAUUCUCUAACUCUCUUCCUUACUCUCUCUGUUCCUUUCAUCGGCCUUUAUUGGUUCCUCUGCAUUCUUGGCUCCGCCGAACAGAAAGGCAAACACGCUUCUCAACUCUCCGGCGGCUCUAUUGCAGCCGAGAAAGUCCAAGACAAAUACAAUCAAUAUUGGUCCUUCUUUCGAUCUCCAAAACAAAUCAAGACCGUCGAGGAAGUCCCAGCCUUUGUCGACACCUUUUACAACCUCGUUACCGAUAUAUACGAAUGGGGUUGGGGCCAAUCUUUCCAUUUUUCCCCUUCAAUUCCCGGAAAAUCUCACCGAGAUGCCACUCGCCUGCACGAGGAAUUCGCUGUUGAUUUACUCAAUGUUAAGCCCGGUGAUAAAAUCCUCGACGCCGGUUGUGGUGUCGGUGGGCCAAUGCGGGCAAUAGCUAAGCAUUCGGGCGCGAAUGUUGUUGGUAUUACGAUUAAUCAGUAUCAGGUGGAUAGAGCUAAAUUGCAUAAUAAGAAAGCUGGAUUGGAUAAACAAUGUGAUGUUGUUUGUGGAAAUUUUUUGAAAAUGCCGUUUGAUGAUAAUAGUUUUGAUGGGGCUUAUUCAGUUGAAGCUACAUGCCAUGCUCCAAAGCUUGAAGAAGUGUACGGAGAAAUUUACAGGGUUUUGAAACCGGGUUCUUUUUAUAUUUCAUAUGAAUGGGUCACUACUGAUUUGUAUAAAUCGGAGGAUCCUACCCAUGUCGAGAUAAUUCAAGGGAUUGAGAGAGGAGAUGCAUUGCCUGGAUUAAGAAGUUAUAGUGACAUUGCUGAGAAUGCAAAGAAAGUUGGGUUUGAGGUUGUGAGAGAGAAGGAUUUGGCGAAGCCGCCGGCAUGCCCAUGGUGGUCUAGGUUGAAAAUGGGGAGAAUUGCUUAUUGGAGGAAUCAUAUUUUAAUUACAGUGCUUGGUUGGAUAGGAAUUGCACCAAAAGGAGUUGUGGAUGUUCAUGAAAUGUUGUACGAUACAGCUCAUUAUUUGACUCAAGGAGGAGAGACUGGCAUUUUCACUCCUAUGCAUAUGAUAUUGUGCAAGAAACCUGAGUCCUCUGCUGCUGCUUCUGAUUCCUAGAUGGUGCUGCUUUGUCUUUUUAUUUUCUUUCUAGUUUUAUUUAGACUGCUAUUGUUUCUUGCUUAGGAUAUUGGUUUUAGAGUUUUAGUCUGCAUUUGUGAUUAUUGCUUCUUAGUUAUUUGUUUAUUUUAGGGAGGAAUUAUGUCCAAAUGUUUUAGAGGAAGGUUGGUGAAGAAAAUAUGAAAUUUUGGCCUCUAACUUAGCAGAUGAAGUUCCUCUAAUUUGCUGUGGUUUUGCUUUGCUAUACUUUAAUGCAAGGAAUUUGAUAGCUGACUUACUUCUCCUAA
Messenger RNA from Jatropha curcas, 1458 nucleotides. Its product is annotated as 24-methylenesterol C-methyltransferase 2. Gene Ontology annotation, biological process: steroid biosynthetic process. The record is from RefSeq and is a predicted model, not a curated record. NCBI's taxonomy places the organism in Eukaryota, Viridiplantae, Streptophyta, Magnoliopsida, Malpighiales, Euphorbiaceae. Gene Ontology annotation, molecular function: S-adenosylmethionine-dependent methyltransferase activity.